UUCGCCCAAACACCCCGAGCUCUCUCUCUCUCUCCCUCUCUCUCUCUCUCUCUCAUGGCGACCGCACAGUCGCACGCGGUGAAGUGCCUCAACACAUCCACCGGGGGGAAGCGCUUCGUCUUCAAGAGCUUCUACCAGCGCGUGGAGGAGAUCGACAUCGAUGUGUUCCGCAGCUUGGAGCCCGUAAAAUUGGAGCCCUCGAGCGGGUCCUCCUUCUUUCGCGAGAGCCUCUUGCAGUGGCGAGAACUAAAUACUGCAGAAGAUUUUAUAUCAUUUUAUGAGAAGAUGAUGCCAUUGGUACAGACACUGCCUCAGAUUAUACUGCAUCGAGAACUGAUUUUCUCGGAGCUGCUUAAGAGAUUGAACAUGAAAGCAAGAUUGUCUCUUGAGCCAAUACUAAUGUUAAUUGCUUCUUUCUCCAGAGAUGUCCUUGAAGAGUUCCUGCCUUUGUUGCAAAGGCUCACCAACUCCUUAGUAGAUCUUCUUACUAAUGGUGGAGAUCGUGAUCCUGAAGUUUUGGAGCAGGUCUUCACAUCUUGGUCAUACAUCAUGAUGUAUCUACAAAAGUAUCUUGUUAAAGAUGUUCAGCACAUUCUGAUAAUUACAGCUCAAUUAAGAUUUUACCCCAAGGAUUAUGUUCGAGAAUUCAUGGCCGAAGCUGUUUCAUUUGUGCUGAGGAAUUCACCCAUUAAUCAACUCUAUAAAGGCUUAACGAAGGUUGUAAAGGAGGUUGCUAAAACUCCAUCUCCGGCAAGAAAAGGUGGAGUCACGGCUUUGUUAUGGCAUGUCAUGAAAGGGACUUCCUCAAGGCUUCACUCAAGGGCUGAAAAAGUGUUUAGGUUUCUAAUUGAUAAGUUCAUUCUUGAACUUAUUCAUAAAUUUCCUCAAGGCUCAGAAGCUGUUUAUGAGGUUAGAACUGGAUUAGUCUCCAGACUAUGUCGUGAAGUGGAUCAAAAAGAAUUGAAAUUGAUGUAUAAUUGCUUAUUAAAAGAAACUUUCAACUGCAUCGAUGAUGGCUGCUCGGAACAUCUUAAUGAAAUGUUGGGCCUUCUUAAGUUUGCUGUUCAGAAAAGCAGUAGGAAGCAAGUUCUUGAUACUGAAACCAUGUUUCGGCUUGUCCAAUUGCUCAUAGAAAAGUAUAUGAUGGCUGCUGAUGCUAGAGAGUUGGAGAAUAAGUUUUCUGAGGUUGUUAGCAGUAUUUUGGGGCUAAUGCUUUGCCUUCUGGAUGUUCCUCUCAUUUCUACUGAUUUAAUGCGAAUAUCACUAUUAUAUACUCCGGCAUUUCAGUUGAGAAGCUCAAGCCUCGUCACUUUUGUCAGGGAACUUCUUACAAAAGAUCCUCAAAUAUUACAUGUUUUCAGUAGUCACAUUAUGAGUGCCAUGGAUAAUUUUGUUGAAGCUUCGCCAGAAGAAGUUCUUUUUGUCCUUUUGACAUUUUUUGAAAGACAAGGGAGUGAUAGCAUAAUCAGGGAGCCUGAAGAUAAGGUAAAGAAACUAUGCCGCUUCUUUAAGAUGAAACUUUGUCAGUGGAACGAGUUAUUAAAUGGUGUUGAAGCAAGUGGCAAUCGAGCAGAUAUUCAAGUUAGUGUAUCAGAAGCGGGAAUACUCUGGGGAGUUCUCAGCUGCUAUCCUCAUUUCCAAAAUCUAAAAGAUGAUUUAUGGUCAAUAAAGAAUCUUAUUGCCCAACUUGAUUGUCUUCUGCAAGCAGAAGGUGGUACAGAUAGCAUUGGGGGCCUUUCAAGAUCCACUUGGCAAAGUUUAAUUGGUGUGGCGUUGACAUCAUUUCGUAAAUUGUUAAUGGUCAGCAAUCUUGGAAGCCUGGAAAGAAGUCUCUUCCUGUCUCUGGCUAAAAAAUACAGGACAUCUCCACAUGUGCUUUCUGCUGUCGCCGACUUUUGGGACUCUGUGCUAGGUGAAAAAUUCUCUUCGCAGAGCGUACUACAGGAAUUCGAUGUGCAGAAUGCUUUGGACUCUUUUUGCACAUUUGCUGACAACUUGAGCAUGCCAAAUAAGGAAGUUCGUGUUUCGACGUUGAGAAUUUUGUCCCAUUAUGCACCUUUGGAGCAACAGUUGCCUACAGGUGAUGAACCUCCUAAUAAAAAGCUGAAAACAGAAGAUUCAGGAUCAGGGAAAGAAGAUGCUAAACACACUAAUGUUGUUGAGCUCCUCCUUCAGGUUGAGUCACUCCCUCUUUCAACCUCUACAGAUCGGAGUAUCACAAUACUAAUUUCCAGAAUACAGACGAGCCUUUAUUUUGGGAAGAUCAAUAACGACUACAUACCUCUUCUUUUAAAUGGGAUUAUAGGCAUAUUAUACAAUAGACUUAGCAGCCUUUGGAAGCCUGCAUUGGAAUGCUUGGCUCUUCUAAUCAGCAAAUACAAGGAUCUUGUUUGGAAUAGAUUUAUCCAGUAUCUUGGAACUCUUCAGUCAAAAUCUUUAUCCUCUGAAGAUCACCUGAUGAAGCUGAAUAGAGAAGCUCCUCAACCAAUUUCUCUCUUUGAGUGCUUCGACUUAUACCUUGUUCCUGAUUCUGAUUGCACUCCAUGCAUGACGGUUACUGUCUCAUUGCUGCAAUCACUUCAAAAGAUACCUGAAAUUGCAGAAUCUCGCUCACGACAGCUUAUACCAUUGUUCCUAAAUUUCAUGGGUUAUACUGAUGAAGAUGCUAUAAGUGUCGAAUCUUAUAUAUCGGAGAAAUGCAAGGGAAAGGAUUGGAGGAUGGUUCUUAAAGAAUGGCUGAACUUGUUGAGACUGAUGCGCAAUGCUCGAUCUUUGUAUUGCAACAAAGUCCUUAAGGAAGUUUUAAUGAUAAGGCUCCUUGAUGAGACAGAUCCUGAUGUACAACUGAAAGUUCUUGAUUGCCUAUUGAACUGGAAGGAUGACUUUUUGGUCCCAUAUGAACAGCAUCUUAAAAAUCUUGUUAUUGCAAAGAACCUUCGAGAAGAGCUUACUACAUGGGCAGUUUCAAAAGACCUUCAGUCCAUUCAGGAAGAUUACAGAGGCCAUUUAGUUUCUUUAAUUAUUCGAGUACUUACUCCUAAAGUUAGGAAACUGAAGACACUUGGCUCACGGAAGCAUGCAGGUGUUAGUCAUCGAAAGGCGAUUCUUCGUUUUUUCUCACAGUUUGAUGUAAACGAGCUGCAGCUCUUCUUUUAUUUGCUGCUGAAGCCCUUAGUUCCCAGGUCCCUCCUUAUUGAAGUUUCAGAUUCCCUGACUACCAGCAUGUUUGACAAUUUUAUAGACAAGUUUUUAUCAUAUAUUGCAAAAGUUGCAACCUUAACUACAACAGAUGAUAUUUCGUGGAAAAGAAUAGAUGGGUUCCUCCAUGUAGUUGAGGAUAUCUUGGGAACUUUUGAUCUGAUGCAUGUUGGGCCAUUUCUUAAUCCUUUUUUGAUGAUUGUUGUUCGAAUUCUGGAAAUGUGCAAGUGGAACCUGGCAAGCAAAAACAGUGGUAACACUUAUCCCAGGGGAGAUAAUUCUGGAAAUUUAGAGGUUCACAAGGACAAUACUUUGGCACCAGGCUCUCUAAUGAUUAAUAUAUCCAAUGACCAGGUCAAGGAUCUGCGGUCCCUGUGCCUGAAAGUAAUUUCUUCCACUCUUAAUAAGCACGACACUCAUGACUUCAGCUCAGAGUUUUGGCACAUCUUUUUCACUUCAGUGAAGCCUUUACUCGACAACUUCAAGCAGGAGGGUGCAAGUAGUGAAAAACCAAGCUCACUUUUUUCAUGCUUUAUCGCAAUGAGCCAGAGCCCAACACUAGUCCCUCUGUUAGGGAGGGAGACUAAUCUUAUCUCAGCAAUAUUCUCUAUCUUAACUGUGAGGACAGCAUCCGAUGCUAUCCUAUCUUCUGUUCUUGAUUUCAUUGAAAAUUUGUUGAAGCUAGAUAAAGAUUUGGAUAGCGAGGGGAGUGAUACUGUCAAGAGGAUUUUAGAGCCUCAUGUUGAGGUUCUUGUUAGUAGUUUCCGUGACCUCUACCAGACUCGCAGAGAAUUUCAUAGGAAAUCCACCAUUUGGCCGGGGCAGAGGGAAUUGAGGAUAUUCAAACUAUUAGUGAAGUAUAUCAGGGACCCUGUGUCAGCAGAUUAUUUUCUUGAUAUUUUACUUCCAUUUUUAAGGAAGAAAGAUUUAAAUUCUGAUGAAUGUUUGGAGGGUCUACAAGUUGUCAAAGGAAUUGUUGCAGUAUUAGGUCAUGAAGCAUUUGGAAAAGUCCUACAAGCAAUUCACCCAUUACUUGUUACCGCUGAACUAGGUUUGCGGUUGUGCAUUUGUGAUAUUCUCGACGGUCUUGCUUUACGUGAUCCUUCGUAUGCCUUCCUGGCUACACUUUUACGAGAUCUAAAUGCAGUUUCUUCCUCAGAACUUGGUGAACUAGAUUAUGACGCAAGAAUUAAAGCGUAUGAUACAGUAAGGCAUGAGUUAUUUCCUGAAUUGAGAGAAGAGCAUGCUGUGGCCAUACUAUCUCAUUGUGUAUGGGAUAUGUCUUCGGAAGAACUGAUCUUUCGACAAAGUGCAUCGAGGGCAUUACAUUCUUUUCUACAGUUUGCUACAUCAAUUUUAGGGUCAGCGGAAAGUAUUAUUAGCAGCAUUUGGACAAAAGCUUCCAUUCAGAGAAUUCUAGAGAAGACCUAUUUGCAUAGCAUGGGAGAUGCUAUGAGCAAGGACAUUUCAAUUCAAAAAGAAUGGAUUACUUUACUGCGAGAAAUGGUGUUUAAUUUUGAACAAGUUCCAUCUCUAAGUUCAUUCAAACCUCUCUGUAGCACAGAUCCUGAAGUAGACUUCUUCAACAACAUAACUCAUUUACAGAUUCAUAGAAGAUCAAGAGCGUUAUCACGAUUCAGGAAUGUAAUCACUGCUGGGAACUUUUCAGAGGACUUGACUAUGAAAAUCUUUGUGCCACUGUUUUUCAACAUGCUGUUUGAUGUGAAAGAUGGAAAGGGUGAACAUCUAAGAAAUGCAUGUGUAGAGACCCUUGCUUCUGUAGCAGGCCAGCUUCAGUGGGAGUCCUAUCGUACUAUUCUGAUGAGAUGCUUCCGAGAGCUGUCUGUUAAGCAAGACAAACAGAAAAUCCUUUUGCGACUGAUAUGUGCCGUCUUACAUGUCUUCCAUUUCUUUGACUCCCACUCUAAUAAUGGUGUAAAAGAUAGUGGAGUUGAGGGUGAUUUUCAUCUUUGUAGUUCAUCUUCGCAAAAUGUCUCCCCUGAGAAACAGCAAUAUUUGCAAAAGGUGCUUCUUCCUCUGGUUCAAAAAUUGCUUGUCUCAGACCCUGAGAAAGUUAAUGUAAAUAUUAGUCUUGUGGCACUCAAAGUACUUAAAUUAUUACCGACAGAUAUUUUGGAUUCACAACUUUCAAGCAUUAUACACCGCAUUUGUAAUUUCUUGAAAAACCGUCUAGAAAGCAUCCGUGACGAAGCUAGGUCUGCUUUGGCUGCAUGUCUGAAGGAACUGGGUGUGGAGUAUUUGCAGCUUGUUGUAAAGAUUUUGCAAGCUAUAUUGAAGAGGGGGUAUGAGUUACAUGUGUUGGGCUACACCCUCAAUUUCAUAUUAUCAAAGACCCUAACAGAAGGCUCUACUGGAAAGAUUGACUACUGUUUGGCGGAGCUUAUCUCUGUAGUUGAAAGCGACAUUCUUGGAGAUGUCGCGGAGGAGAAAGAAGUCGACAAAAUUGCUUCCAAAAUGAAAGAGACGAGGAAGAAGAAGUCGUUUGAGACUCUGAAGUUGAUCGCUCAAAGUAUUACAUUUAGAACGCAUGCUCUGAAGUUGCUUUGGCCCAUCGCGGCACACCUUCAGAAACACCUGACACCAAAGAUGAAGAAAAGGCUGGAAAUGAUGCUUAAUUAUAUAGCUUUGGGAAUUGAAUGUAACCCAUCCGCAGGAAAUAAGGAGUUGUUUGUAUUUGCAUAUGGACUAAUUGAAGAUACUGUUACUGAACAGAGUUCCAAUGGCAAAGAGGCAUCCAGCGAUGAAAUUAGCAACAGAACAACUUUUUUGGUGCUUGGUGAUAAUGGUUUGCGAAAUUCACAUCUGAUCACCGAGUUUUCCCUUGGAUUAUUGCGCAACAGGUUAAAGAAAAUGAAGCUGGACAAGAAAGACGAGCAGUUGCUAUCAAUGUUAGACCCUUUUGUUAAACUUUUCGGAGAAUGCUUGAAUUCCAAGUAUGAAGAUGUCCUUUCAUCUGCUAUUAGAUGUCUUGCUACAUUGAUUAGGUUGCCAUUACCGUCCCUCGAAGCCCAGGCCGAGAAGAUGAAGAAUAUACUUUUUGACAUAGCUCGGAAAUAUGGAAAUUCUAAAAAUACUUUGUUGCAAUCCUGUCUCAAGCUGCUCACGAAUUUACUACAAAGCUGCAGGAUCUCACUUUCUAACAAUCAGCUCCACAUGCUUAUUCAGUUCCCUGUUUUUGUUGAUCUGGAGACUAACCCUUCACCUAUUGCCCUCUCUCUCUUGAAGUCGAUUGUUAGUAGAAAAUUAGUUGUCCCCGAAAUCUAUGAUAUUGUGGUGAAAGUUUCAGAAUUGAUGGUAACUAGUCAAUCAGAAGCCAUACGCAAGAAGUCCAGCCAAAUUCUACUGCAGUUUCUGUUGGAUUAUGAGCUUUCCAACAAGCGCUUACAACAGCACAUGGAUUUUCUACUCACAAAUUUGAGUUAUGAACAUUCAUCGGGGAGAGAAGCUGUGCUUGAGAUGAUCCAUGCUCUCCUGGUUAAAUCUCCUGAAAGUCUCAUUGAGAAUCAGGCUCAGACAUUCUUUGUUCGUCUGGUUCUUUCUCUGGCCAAUGAUCAUGAACAUAAAGUCCAAUCUAUGGUUGGCACGGUGAUAAAAGUGUUGAUAGGUCGCCUUUGCCAUCUAAGAGCUAAUCCGCGUGCGUUGGAUCCUAUUCUCGAGUAUAGUCUUGCUUGGUACACUGGUGAGAAACAACAGCUAUCUGGUGAGAAACAACAGCUAUGGAGUGCUGCAGCUCAGGUCCUUGGUUUGCUGGUUGAAGUUCUCAAAAAAGGAUUCAACAAGCAUAUAAAUAGAGUAUUAUCAGUUGCAAAACACAUUCUGGAAUCUUCUAUUCUUGCUUCUAGCGAUGUAGAGCUUGACUUUUCAAAUGAAGCUGGCGUUCCAUUUUACAAGGAGGCUUAUUAUUCACUUGUUAUGCUCGAGAAGAUACUACAACAUUUUCCCGAAAUGUAUUUUGACAGGAAAUUCGAGGACUUAUGGGCGUUGAUUUGUAAGUCCUUGCUUCAUCCGCACAUGUGGUUGCGGCGCAUCUCGAAUCGGCUAGUAGCUUUAUACUUUGCUGCGGCGUCAGAGGCUGGAAGAACAAAUAAUGAAACGAUAAAGAGUGGAGCACUAUUUCUGGUCAAUCCAAGUAGACUUUUCUUAUUAGCGGUGUCUUUUGUAAGUCAACUCAGGACAGAACUUAGCGAUGAGGCAGCAAACAAUCUCAUUGCACAAAAUAUCGUAUUUUCUAUUUGUGGGUUGCACUCCUUUGCAAAGCAGAGGAAACUUUCAGCAUUGCAUCAGUUUUGGUCUACUCUUAGCUCUGACGAGCAAGGGUUGUACCUCAAGGGUUUUGAAUUGCUAGCUUCGAGAAAGGCUCAGGAUCAGUUUCUGCUUUGUACCACCACUACAAGUGUUUCUUUGGUCGGAGAGGAUCAAAUUAUUCACGAGGCAGGUGAAGAUCUUAAGUCCUUGCUAGUUGCGCCUUUGCUCAAGAAGAUGGGAAAGAUUGCAAUGCAAAUGGAAGAUGCUCAGAUGAAAAUCGUCUUUAAUUGCUUCAAAAUGAUUUCAUUACAACUUGGUUCCGAAGACUCCCUUGCCUAUGCCCCUCAGAUGCUUUUUCCUUUAUAUAAAGUUUGCGAAGGAUUUGCUGGAAAGAUCGUCGGCGAUGAAAUCAAGCAAUUAGCGGAAGAGGUGCGCGACAGCGUGCGCGACGUGUUAGGGGUGGAUAAUUUCGUGCAAGUCUACAACAUGAUCAGGAAGAAUCUCAAGCAGAAGAGGGAGAAGCGCAAGCAGUCGCAGAAGCUCGUCGCGGUCGUCAACCCGAUGCGCCAUGCCAAGCGGAAGCUGCAGAUCGCCGCGAAGCACCGCGCCCACAAGAAGCGGAAGAUAGCGGCGAUGAAGGCGGGGACAUGGAAGAGAUAGUUUCUUACUCCUACCAUGUCGAGGAAGAUCGCGGUUUGGAAGAGAAUUGUUUUCUGAGUGUACAGCUUCUAACCUGUUUUCUCUCCUCACUGAAGCUCAUGCUUCAAAUGGCUCAGUUGUAUUUUUUUUGUAACUUUUCUUUAGUUGAGUAAUCUUGUUUAUUAUUAUUAUAUUAUGCCUAGUGUAUUGUAAUAGAGAGGCAUCAUUGCGGCCUAUAAGAAAUUUUGCCAUGAAUUAUAUAUAUUUUUUAUAAUUUAUUUAUUUCGUACUAUUUUUAUUUUUGAA
This is a messenger RNA of Ananas comosus (pineapple), 8409 nucleotides long. RefSeq names its product small subunit processome component 20 homolog. The record is from RefSeq and is a predicted model, not a curated record. Lineage: Eukaryota; Viridiplantae; Streptophyta; Magnoliopsida; Poales; Bromeliaceae. Gene Ontology annotation, cellular component: nucleolus; small-subunit processome; 90S preribosome. The transcript has 31 exons. The coding region runs from base 55 to 8124 and encodes 2689 amino acids.